This is a messenger RNA of Xenopus laevis (African clawed frog), 1413 nucleotides long. It is a transcript of the gene g6pc1.2.S, whose product is annotated as glucose-6-phosphatase, catalytic subunit 1, gene 2 S homeolog. The record is from RefSeq and is marked provisional. Gene Ontology annotation, molecular function: glucose-6-phosphatase activity. Gene Ontology annotation, biological process: glucose 6-phosphate metabolic process; gluconeogenesis; chemical homeostasis. Lineage: Eukaryota; Metazoa; Chordata; Amphibia; Anura; Pipidae. Gene Ontology annotation, cellular component: membrane; endoplasmic reticulum membrane.
CAUUUCUGACCACUGCUAGAGUUAACUGAUCCAUAAUGGAGAUGGGAAUGGAUAAUCUUCAUAGCACUGGGGUCUACAUUGUAAAGUAUCUCCAGGAAAACUUCAUAAAGUCACAAGACUGGUUUGUUUUUGUCUCUUUUGCUGCUGAUCUUAAAAACACCUUCUUAAUAUUAUUUCCAAUCUGGUUCCACUUAAGCGAGUCGGUGGGUGUCAAGCUUGUCUGGGUGGCUGUUAUAGGGGAUUGGCUCAACCUUGUCUUCAAGUGGAUCCUUUUUGGACAGAGGCCAUACUGGUGGGUACAUGAAACAACCUUCUUCGUUAAUUCCUCUGCUCCUACCAUCCUCCAGUUCCCUGUGACAUGUGAGACUGGGCCAGGAAGCCCCUCAGGACAUGCAAUGGGUUCUUCUGCUGUAUACUAUGUAAUGGCUCAUGCUGUGCUUUCUGCUCUUCUUGAGAACAAGACUACUUUCAGGAGCCGUUUUGAGCGUUGCGCUUUGUGGCUGUUUUUCUGGAGUGUGCAGGUUAACGUCUGUCUGUCUCGCGUAUUUGUGGCAGCGCAUUUCCCGCAUCAAGUUAUUGCUGGUGUAUUUUCAGGCAUGCUGGUUGCUGAAAUAUUCAACCAUGUCCAAUGUAUCUAUAAGACCAGUUUCAAAAGAUACAUAUAUGCUACACUUUUUCUCUUUUUCUUUGCCCUGGGAUUCUUUUUACUCCUAAAGGUUUUUGGAGUAGACCUUUUAUGGACACUGGAGAAGGCCAAGAGAUGGUGUGCUCGGCCAGAGUGGAUCCACAUUGAUACUACUCCAUUUGCUGGCCUCCUUAGAAACUUGGGUGUCUUUUUUGGUCUUGGGCUGGCACUUAACACUCAAAUGUACAGGGACAGCUGUAGAAGAAAGAAGGGUGCACAGUUCACCUUCCGUCUUUGCUGCAUUAUGAUUUCUCUGCUGGUUCUCCAUCUCUUUGACUCAUUGGAACUUCCCGCUGACAAUGAGAUUCUCUUCUACUUUCUGUCCUUCUGCAGGAGUGUUACUGUUUCCCUCGCUGUUGUGGCAGUUGUCCCUUACUGCAUAUCCCAUGCUCUCCAGUGGCAAAAAAAGAAAUUCACAUGAUCUGAAUUCAUAUGGAUGCCUGAUCAACAUUGGUCAUCAGCAAAUAUUAUAGGUAGUUAUUGUUUUUUUGUGAUUGUUACAUAUUUGUGAAAUACUGAUGGAAACAUUCGAUUAGAAUAUUCAAAGAUUUAAAAAAUUCAGGACUAUGUUGGUAUAAUUUGUAUCUCUGCUGCUUUAAUGUGGAGAAAGUGGAAUGGUAAAUAUCUGAGUUGACAGAUUGUGCUACAUUCAGAACAAAACAUUUAGGGGCCAACAAAAAAUGGCCUCUAAAAUAUGGGAGAAAAAAAUAAAAUAAUAAAUAAAAAAA